Messenger RNA from Sphaeroforma arctica JP610, 735 nucleotides. RefSeq lists its product as hypothetical. Gene Ontology annotation, molecular function: oxidoreductase activity; FMN binding. Gene Ontology annotation, cellular component: cytosol. NCBI's taxonomy places the organism in Eukaryota, Ichthyosporea, Ichthyophonida. The record is from RefSeq and is a predicted model, not a curated record. The transcript has 3 exons. Bases 1 to 735 code for a protein of 244 amino acids.
AUGGCACCCUGCACUAGAUGCAGAGCCGAUCCUGUCACACGAGUACCUAACGUUGAAUUGAUGAGCCGGUACUAUAGCGAGAGGUCAGAGUUUGGUAUGAUAUUGACAGAAGCCACAUCCGUAAAUGCCAUGGGUGUUGGAUAUCCUGGUACACCUGGUAUUUGGAGCGACGAGCAGACCAAAGCAUGGUCAUCAAUUGUGGAUGCAGUACACGAACAGGUUCGUCCGCAAGUUGAGCUUGGGGCACCUCGGGCGUUGACGCUGGAAGAGAUCGCACAGACUGUCGAGGACUACAGAAUAGGUGCAGAAAAUGCCAAGAAAGCCAGUUUUGAUGGUAUUGAAGUCCACGAAUACGGAGAUUCUGAUAUGAAAAUGGUAUAUACACACGUGGCACAAGAAUUGGAACGAAGGAAUAUCGCGUUCAUCUUUGCACGGGAGAAUUGGCUGGAUGAGAAUAUCCCCGAGAUUGGUCCUAGUGUAAUCAAGGCCAAUUUAUCCGGUGUGUUCAUCGCGAAUGAAAAGUUCAACCUGGAGACGGGUGAGAAAGCAAUACAGGAUGGCAAGGCAGACGCUAUCGGUUAUGGGAUCCCAGCAAUCAGCAAUGCCGAUCUCGUGAAGAGAUAUAUGGUGGGAGCGGAAUUGAACAAACCCAACUUCGCGCUAUUCAUGGGUUACGAUGUAGGCAAUGAAGGUCUUAACGACUACCCUUUACUUCUCACAGCCGAGGCGCAUUGA